Messenger RNA from Pogona vitticeps (central bearded dragon), 1654 nucleotides. RefSeq names its product mast cell carboxypeptidase A. Gene Ontology annotation, biological process: proteolysis. The record is from RefSeq and is a predicted model, not a curated record. NCBI's taxonomy places the organism in Eukaryota, Metazoa, Chordata, Lepidosauria, Squamata, Agamidae. Gene Ontology annotation, molecular function: metallocarboxypeptidase activity; zinc ion binding.
GAAGAUACCUAAAGAGGAGAAAUAGGAUGCAAGAAAAUUAGAGGGCAUAGUCUAUAGCUAUCAAAAUGGGUUCAUCUUUCCAAGAUGCUUAACCUAGAAGGUCAAACCCUAGCUUGAAGACUGAAGAAAGCUAACAGAAAUUUGAAAGACAAAAGGUCAAGAGAGAUACAUAUACAAGGAAUUCUGACACUAUCAACAUCAGCCUCAUUCUCACAGAAUGAAUUCAGACAUUAUCUUCAGCUUAUAGGACAACUGUGUUAAUGCCCUUUUGGAUAUCACCUGAUCAGCAAGCAGAAGAAUAAAGAUGACAGCAUCCAGUCACUGCAGAGGAAAAGAAACAUGAAUUCUUUGUUGACUUUGGGCUUGGUUGCCACCAGUUUUGUUCUCAUUUCUGCUCGACGUUUUGACAGUGCCAAAGUAUUUCGUGUGAAGCCUCAGAAUGAAAACCAAGUGAGCUUCUUGAAGAACUUAGCAAACAUUGCACAGAUUGACUUUUGGUAUCCAGACUCAGCGUUACAUAUUGUCAACCAAAUGGAAGUUGACUUUCAUGUCAGUGGUGACCAGACCAAAAAUGUGGAAAGUCUCAUGGAGCAGAAUGGCAUGCAUUAUGAAAUUUUAUUUCAAAACCUGCAAGAAGACAUUGAAAAUCAGCUGGUUGACAAGAGUUCUACUGGAAAACACAGUUAUACAAAAUACAACGACUGGAGAAAGAUUUCUGCAUGGACUGCCAGAAUUGAGAAAAGGAACCCAGCGCUGGUUUCCCGCAUUCAUAUUGGAAAUACCUUUGAAAAUCGUCCCAUGUACCUCCUUAAGGUUGGGAAACAAAGUGAUGCCAAAAAAGCCAUCUUCAUUGAUUGUGGAAUUCAUGCACGAGAAUGGAUAUCACCUGCUUUUUGCCAGUGGUUUCUGAAAAAGGCCACCAGGACCUAUGGAAAGGACACAAAUAUGACAUAUAUACUGGACAAUAUGAAUUUUUAUAUCCUCCCUCUGGUCAAUAUUGAUGGCUAUAUUUGGAGCUGGACUCAGGAUCGCUUUUGGAGAAAGAGUCGUUCCAAUACAUCGGAUAGUGCCUGUGCUGGUGUUGAUCUCAACAGGAACUUUGAUGUUGCAUGGGGAACUGUCGAUGCCUCCAAAAAUCCGUGUCAAGAAAUCUACUGUGGAACUUCACCAGAGUCUGAACCAGAAACAAAAGCUGUCACAACAUUCAUCAGGAACCACCUCUCUUCAAUCAAGGCCUAUCUGACCAUUCAUUCCUACUCUCAGAUGCUGUUGUUCCCUUAUGGCUAUACCUAUGAGAAGACACCUAACCAUGAUGAACUGAAUGAACUUGCAAAAGGAGCUGCUCAAGCUAUAGCCAGCCUAUAUGGGAAACAUUAUAAUUAUGGGCCAUCAGCAGCUACAAUCUAUCCUUCCUCUGGUUGUUCUGAUGACUGGGCUUACAAGCUGGGGAUCAAAUACUCCUUCACCUUUGAGCUUCGCGAUAAGGGCAGAUACGGGUUUCUCCUUCCCGAAUCUCAGAUCAAGCCAACUUGCGAAGAGAUUACAUUGGCAGUCAAGUUCAUUGCUAGUUAUAUACUCAGCCACACCUCAUAAUAUGAAAUAAUACUUUCUAACAAAUUGUGGAGAUUUGAAAUGAAAUAAAUAAGUGCAUACA